Messenger RNA from Metarhizium robertsii ARSEF 23, 447 nucleotides. Its product is annotated as 50S ribosomal protein L14. Gene Ontology annotation, biological process: translation. Bases 1 to 447 code for a protein of 148 amino acids. Gene Ontology annotation, molecular function: structural constituent of ribosome; large ribosomal subunit rRNA binding. Lineage: Eukaryota; Fungi; Ascomycota; Sordariomycetes; Hypocreales; Clavicipitaceae. The transcript has a single exon. Gene Ontology annotation, cellular component: ribosome; mitochondrial large ribosomal subunit. The record is from RefSeq and is a predicted model, not a curated record.
AUGCUUAACUGCAUCGACAACUCGGGCGCCGCCCUCGUCGAAUGCGCCCUGGUCGUCGGUCAAAAGCGGCAUGCUCGCAUAGGUACGUCGCUGCCAUGCUCUCCGAGCGCCGGGUCAAGGGGGACACAAAAACAAGGUCUAACUGGUACAGGUGACCGGAUCGUCGUUGUCGUCCAGGAACAAAGAGGUGCUUCGUCCUCUGGUAUGGCGGGCAUCUCAGCCGCCGCCAAGGUCAAACGCGGCGAUAUUCGACACGCCGUUGUAGUGCGAACCAAAUACCCUACUCAGCGACGUGACGGAUCCGUGGUCCGCUUCGACGACAAUGCGUGCGUCUUGCUCAACAAGUCUGGCGAUCCGGUGGGAUCACGAAUCAAUGGUGUCGUUGGCGCAGAGUUGAAGAGGAAGAAGUGGAGCAAGAUUUUGUCCAUGGCGCCUAUGCAAGCAUAA